Molecule: messenger RNA, 1604 nt
Organism: Perognathus longimembris pacificus (Pacific pocket mouse)
Lineage: Eukaryota; Metazoa; Chordata; Mammalia; Rodentia; Heteromyidae
Gene: Fam124b
Product: family with sequence similarity 124 member B
Exons: 2
Coding region: 49-1242 (397 amino acids)
Cellular component (GO): nucleoplasm
Source: RefSeq, a predicted model, not a curated record
AGGUCACACAGAGACCGAUCCUCUUGGAAGCCUGCGCCCUGGCCCACCAUGGAGGACCCACAGGAGCCUCUGGCCAUGACGGUCCACCUCCUCGCGGACUCCGGGCAGGGCUCGCUUCUCCAGCAGGCUCUGGAUCAGCUCCUGGAUCCCAUCUGCCCCGAGGUGCGGCUCUUCCAGGUGUCCGAGCGGAUCGGAUCGGGGAGGGACAACAACGGCGGCAAGAAGCACGCCCGGCGGUCUGAGCUCCCGGGCAAGUCGGUGAUGCUCUUGCUGAAUGCAAGCCUGGGCCAGGCGCGGCUGUUCCGGAUAGUGGAGUCUCUCCGGCGCCCCCCCUGGCAGUGGGUCCCCGCCCAGGCGGCCCCGGGGAGGCCCUGCCCACACCUCCUCGCCGCCAGGCAGGAGGUCUACAGCCUGGGCCACCAGCUGCCCACGUGGAGCGUGCGGCAGGGCCGCGGAGGGCCCGACAUCCUCAGGGUAACGCUGCGCUGCCGGUUCGAGAACUACGAGGACGCCAUCCGGCUGUACGGCCUGAUCCUGCAGCGAGAGGCGGCCGUGCACAAGAGCACCUUCUGCGUCUUCGUGCUCUAUGGCACCCCCCGCUUCGCCCUGCAGCUCUCCCUGAAGCAACUGCCCCCCGGGAGGUCGGUGGACCCCAAAGAGUCUUCGGUGCUGCAGUUCCAGGUGCAAGAGCUCGGCCAGCUGGUGCCUCUGCUGCCCAACCCCUGUGCGCCCAUCAGCCGCACCCGCUGGCGUACCCAGGACUACGAUGGCCACACGAUUCUGCUGCAGGUGCAGCUGGGGCCAGGCCUGGGUGUGCAGAACGGGGAACUUUCCUCUCGGGCCGCUCUGGAGUCCAGGCUGGCUGCCGGGUGUGCGCACCGAACCCUAGGACCGAGGCCCCCCAGGAGCCGGAGCAGGAGAUUCCGGGCGCGCUCCCUGCAGUUUCCAGAGCCCUGCGGCAGGAGCUGGGACUGGGCUCAGCCCGGCCAGCCCGGAUCUAGAGCGCAGGCCCCCGGGGAGGCCUGCUUCCAGCGGCUUGAAGCUGAGACGGACGUGGACACGGGAUUCACCAUCAUGAAUUCCCAGCCCUUUUGGAGCCCAUUUCCAAGGGACUUGCAGGCCAGCCAGCCGCAGGUCACCUCCCCAGGUAAAGACGGUCCUGAAGCCACAGGAACCUCCCCGUGCCCCCAUCGCCUGCCAAUCCAGGGUGCAGAAAAGGAAGAGGAGGAGUUCUUUAUAUAGCCUGAACCGGAGGGCGUGGCUCCAGUGGAUCGGAUGGGACGCAACGAUGGGGCCUAGGCCCCGGCUCUUGGGUCCAUGAAAAGGGCCGAGCCACGUGCAAGUCCAUUCUGCUUUCCCUUCCAACGUUCCAGGCCCCCCCAUGCGGAGGAGCCUGCGGGGGUCCCGCCGGAGAGGAAGGCAGCCGGGGCCAGGCGUGCAUUUCCCGGGGCGCAGAGAGGGACGCACCGGCCUGGGCUGCAGCCCCGUGCGCUGCGUGCACGGUCAUUAGCAUGUGUCAUUCGCUCUUCCGUUUUCCUUGGGUUUGCAGAGUGUAUCCCCGUGGACAGCACGGGACUGCUUAGGCGUUCGUGCUUUUUAAUUUU